Messenger RNA from Heteronotia binoei (common prickly gecko), 1875 nucleotides. RefSeq names its product NTPase KAP family P-loop domain-containing protein 1-like. Bases 1 to 1875 code for a protein of 624 amino acids. The record is from RefSeq and is a predicted model, not a curated record. Lineage: Eukaryota; Metazoa; Chordata; Lepidosauria; Squamata; Gekkonidae. The transcript is spliced from 3 exons.
AUGAGUCAGGAAAACAACCCUCUCCUCCAGGUGAAAACUUCAGGUGAAGAUGAUGCAGUUUGUGCUACACAAGACCGCAAGACCAACGAAUAUGUUUACUGCGAAGCCUUAGCGGAAGUUCUACAUUACAUUGUCCCACCCGUGAUGGUGGGAUUUUAUGCCCCCUGGGGGCGGAACAAGAGGGGCCUCUUAGGCACAGUCGAAGAUGCCAUGAGAAGCAGAGGUGCAGAAAAAAAGAAUGGGAAAGGUUGCGGAAGAGACGUGAUUUCUCUGCUUUCCCUCAUCUGGCGCAUCGUUUUUUAUCUUCCUGUCUACAAAUCGAUCCCAUCCAAUGGAGACCAGCCCAAAGAAGUCCAAUACAUCUUCAUCAGCUUCGAUGCCUGGGAAUACGUCGGAUGCGACCGUACCUGGGCCGGUCUUGUUAUGACGCUGCUUGAUGUCAUUGAAAAGAAGGAUAAAAUUCUCUUCAGUGUCGUUAGGGCCUUUGGUGGGGAAUCCUUUAAAGAGGAUAAACCAUCAGGAAAUAAAUGGGCUUUCAAAAGCUGGACUAAGAUCUUCUUUAAGAGUUUCUUAGGUGGCGUUAUCGGUUUAGCUCUGCGUACUGUGCUGCUGAGGGGACUCGCAGAGAACGAAUUAUGGAAGAGGGUGGGAUACACGACUGUACUAGUGUCAGCUGUUGUAUCUGCUGUUCCUUUCCUGGCAGUAGCCAAGAAUUUCCUUUUCACAAUGAAACGAAAGAUUCAGAAGGACAUGAAGAGCAAGGACCUCAGUGCGCAGUUGGGCUUCAUGCACAAAGUGAAAGAAGAGGUCAAAACCACCGUCAGCUUCCUCAACUUCUUGGAACUCAAAGAGGACAGAAAGAUCCGGGUGGUCUUAAAGAUCACCAGCUUGGAUUUCUGCACCCCAGACAAGGUGGUGGCAGUCCUCGACGCCGUCAACGUUCUUCUUUGUGAACCAGAUGCUCCGUUUAUCUCCAUCCUGGUGGCCGACCCAAGUAUCCUUGUGGAAUGCAUCGAACAGUCAAGAAAUACCUGUAAAAACGGCUACUUGUACUUGGACCGCAUCGUUUCCUUGCCCUUCUCUCUGCCGCCGAUGAGUCGAGAAGCCAGAUCACAGCUACUUGAUGAGAUUCUGAAACACCAGUUGAAGGAGCGUUCCACUACAAAUCCAGGGAAAGAAUAUCACGCAGGAAGUGGCAAGGUCAACUUACAGAUGGUAAUUGAUCUUGUCAGUUGCUGCCUACACAAACGGAAUUCUGAUCCUUACUUCCCGGGGAAUUCUGUCCAGAUGAGGAGGGUCGUGAACACUCUGCUGACCAUGUGGACUAUGGUCAAGAUGGGAUUUCAACCCAAAGGAGGACACAAAAUGAGUGAAAUAGGUAAGCCAAAGGCAAUUGAAGAGAUGAUCGAUUGGGUUGUCCUUGCCAACUGUUGGCCUUGCCGUCUGAGCUGGAUUUUGCAAUGUGUGGAGGACGAUGAGCAAAGAAGAAGACUUGAGGGAAGCCAGAAAAGCACCACUCAGGACAGCGUGGAAAAUCCAGGAGGACCCCAACAGGGGGAAAGGUCAGGGAGUAAUGAUAAAUUACUGGACAUUUUUGAGGCCAAUGCUCCAGAACUGGACAGGAUGAAGUAUAGCAUCAGGAAGCUUUUUGAACUCGAUGGAGACCCUGAACUUUUCCAAAUCUUCUUGCAGAAGAGCCAUUUUACAGUCAGGAGGGCCAGAUAUUUUUCUGACCUUCUCAUCAAUUUGGACUUCUCCCUAAAACAGCGUUUUGAAUUGCUCCGUGGUCUCAACAGCAUCACCAGGAAGAAGAAAAUGGCAGAUCUCCACUCACUGGGAAACACUGAGACGGACAACCAACUGCAGGACAAUUAA